Messenger RNA from Tigriopus californicus, 788 nucleotides. Its product is annotated as U-scoloptoxin(01)-Cw1a-like. The coding region runs from base 127 to 519 and encodes 130 amino acids. NCBI's taxonomy places the organism in Eukaryota, Metazoa, Arthropoda, Copepoda, Harpacticoida, Harpacticidae. The transcript has a single exon. Gene Ontology annotation, cellular component: extracellular region. The record is from RefSeq and is a predicted model, not a curated record. Gene Ontology annotation, molecular function: chitin binding.
UCAUCCAACUAUAAGUACUAGUCAUUCGUGGCGAAAAAGACAUCAGUUCUCCUUGGUCGAUCCAUCCCAACACAUCCUUAUCCAUAAUCCCCAACCCUCCCGCACCCCCACAACCUACCCUCCAACAUGUUCAAGAGCAUCGCCAUCGUCUUGAGUGCCUGCGUGGUUGGUUACUUGGCCAUGCCUCAGCAAUCCCCCAAUGACCAAUCCUACCUUUUCGCCGACCAGGCCGAGAGCCUUCUCUACACGCCUCUGUCCUUGUCCUUCUCUUGUGAAGGUCAGCAAUACGGCUACUAUGCUGAUGUGGACAACGGCUGUCAGGUGUUCCACAUUUGCUUGCCCAUCGAGGAUGAUGCCGGCAGUGUGAUUGAGACCGCUCAAUGGUCGUUCAUCUGCGGCAACGGAACCGUGUUUGACCAACAGACCCUGACCUGCAACCACGAACAAGAUGCCUUCCCUUGCAGCGAAGCCGCCUCCCUCUACAACACGGUGGAGUUCGGCAAGAUCCCCGACUACUAAAUGAUUUCCUGAGUGAUUGGAUGUGAAGUGAAGAUCAACAGUCAAACAUGCAAAGUUUUGAGUCGUUCAUUCUUCCAUUUGCCAAUCAAAGACUGAUGUCGGAUUGCUAAUGAAGACCCUACUGCUAUUUAAACCACGCUAUCUUAAUAUGAAAUACAAACAACUCCAUCAAUGUCGAUGUAAUUGAUUAGGAAGAAGAAAAAUAGAAGUUCAAUUUUUUUGGGUUAUUCCUUUUACAGAAACUUGUUUUUUUUCUCCUUCUUUGUCUU